Seminavis robusta is the source of this 336-nucleotide messenger RNA. Lineage: Eukaryota; Bacillariophyta; Bacillariophyceae; Naviculales; Naviculaceae. The record is from the annotation of a GenBank genome assembly.
AUGGCCACCAAUAGUUUGCAAUUUAAUACAUUCGACGCCUUUGAGGACGCGGGUGACAAGGGCGGUGUCUCGUCGGAAGAAAAGGUGCAUGUUCGUGUCCAACAACGGAACGGUAGAAAGUGUAUUACCACCGUGGCCGGUCUGGCAGACGAUUUGGAUAUCAAGCGCAUUUGCAAGGCAUUCAAAAAGAAUUUUAGCUGCAAUGGAGCCGUACAGAAGGAUUUGGAAGUAGGAGAAGUCAUUCAAUUGAGUGGAGAUCAACGAACCAACGUCAAGGAUUUCCUAGUCGAUCAAGAAAUUUGUCAUGGGGAGAGCAUUGUCCUUCACGGUUUCUAA